AUGUACUUCUCUCUUGUCCUCGUCUGGGACGAAGGGCGUCAACUCUUCGUCGCGCCGUCGCCCACACCAUGGGACGGCGAUUACGAAGUCGUCCACAUGGACGAGGCGCCGACCGCGGCGCUGCAGCACGAGCCGAGGGACCAGGCAGUGCUGUUCAUGCCGGAGAUGAUGGUCCUCAUCAUCGCCGCGCUGAUCUCCCAGGGUACCCUGGACCGCGAGCUGUUGUUUUAG
Molecule: messenger RNA, 231 nt
Organism: Zasmidium cellare ATCC 36951
Lineage: Eukaryota; Fungi; Ascomycota; Dothideomycetes; Mycosphaerellales; Mycosphaerellaceae
Exons: 4
Coding region: 1-231 (76 amino acids)
Source: RefSeq, a predicted model, not a curated record